Molecule: messenger RNA, 1311 nt
Organism: Sparassis crispa
Lineage: Eukaryota; Fungi; Basidiomycota; Agaricomycetes; Polyporales; Sparassidaceae
Exons: 3
Coding region: 1-1311 (436 amino acids)
Source: RefSeq, a predicted model, not a curated record
AUGCGCGACGCGAACGGUUCCAGGUCAGACCCCAUGGUUUUACAGCUCAGUUACAAGGAGCCUCCGUUCACUCCCAGGUGCCUUGUGUACACCGGGAAGUUUUCUUGGCGUAACUACGCUAUCGACGAGAUGCUUACUGUCAUCGUUCCCGCCACAUUCAAUGGAGGCGAUCCCAUUUGCGUGUAUUGGCAAUGGAUGGAGGAUGCUGACGGCCGGAAAAAGAUUAACCGCGACCGUGUGGGUACUCUCGAUGUCACGGCGGGUCCCUUUACCGGCGAUGCGCAGACUCUCGGGAUACCGGUGACCUUCUACAGGUUCGAUGGGGAGGUGGAUCGGACCAGAGAUAGGAUUACCUUGACAAUGAGCGGUCACCAUGACGAGAAAUCCGAACACAUAACUUUGCAGCUGGCCAAUGACCUCCUGCAGAAGAAAAAGGCACUCAUUAUCCGUUACGAUGUCGGCGUCGAUGAAGGCAUUCACAGGGUUCGUGACAUGCUCGUCGACACUCUCGGUUUUGGCAUCAGCAAUGUCGAGAUGUUAUAUUAUGAUGCUGAGCCUAAGGAUCGCCCGAGACUGACCAAGAGAGGCCAGGAAGCGCCGACAGCUGAGCAGUUCAAGAGCAAGUUCACUGCACUACUCAAAGACACCAAGCCUGGCGACAUCCGUUUCUUAUAUGUCGAUGCUCACGGUGUUCCCCUGUAUGGGAAUGACGAGAAUGAACGUGGGCGCGAUGAAUCUUGGAAGUUUGCGGAGACAGAGGAUGGUCAGAACGCAGAGCUUGUUCAUGACGACUGGAUUGCGGACACCGUCCAGCAGAACCUGCAUCAGAGUGCGAAUCUGACAAUGCUUUGCACCGCUUGUUUCGGUGGCGGUAUGCUCGACCUUCGCAGACGCUCAUCUGGCAUCCUCCUAUCAGCAUGCUUCGACACUCAAAUCAACGUUAAGGCUGUCAAGGUCGGAGACGUUAGGGAUCCAUGGACCUUGGCCAUCCUUGAUUACAUUGACAAGAGGGAGAAGAAGAAGAAGAGGAUGGCCUCGUACAACAUGCUGUUCGCUGAAGCGAGGCUGCGGGUCAGGUCGAUGAUGGAUUCUGGGCUGCUUACCUCCUCGUACCUGGGACCUAGCCCGGAUCCACGCAAUCCGAUAGCCUGGCAGGAGGGGCGGCCCAUGCAGGGACAUCAAGACCCGCAGCUCGUGUUUAAUGGCUGGUACGUUGAUGUCAAUACGGCGCGUUUCUUGGAGCCUUUCCAGCCGGCUCUGUCCCGACCGCAGGAUGCAGGACGCAACCGCUAUCCCCGCGAUGAGCUCUGA